Molecule: messenger RNA, 2874 nt
Organism: Psilocybe cubensis
Lineage: Eukaryota; Fungi; Basidiomycota; Agaricomycetes; Agaricales; Agrocybaceae
Exons: 14
Coding region: 1-2874 (957 amino acids)
Source: RefSeq, a predicted model, not a curated record
AUGGGCAGAAAAUCUAAGAGAAAGGAAGAAGACGAUGAUGAUGAUGACGAUGAUGAUGAAGUAUAUCACGUCGGUAAAAGCAGCUCCUGGGAGCCACCAGAAAAUCUCAAAAGUGGUUGUUCGAGAUUGCUCGAAAGCUUCUGGACGCAUGUCGGCACAGAUGAUAAGGAUUAUCUACCGGGAUAUGUUGUAGAAGCCAAGAAGGAUUGGAUUGAACAGGAAAAGCAAUAUUUUAGGGCAGAAAGUGAGAAAAAGCUUCAGACGGAACCAGACAAAAAAAAAGAGAAACGAAAAUCAAAGAAGCGGAAAAGGGACAAAUCUUCUGAAAGCAGCCCUUCAAUGUCUACCAACAACGCGGAAGAACCGUUCAAGGCCAUCGAAGAUUCUGAAGACGAUAGGCCUUUGACAGAGACAACUAAGAAUAACAAAAUCAAAAUACCUCAAAAGUCAAAAAAAGUAAUCCUCUCGCCUGAACCAGAUGAAACGCCACCGAGCCCAAGACCCAGAAAAAUUCGUAAAAAACAUUCUGCUGGUUCGAAUAUCGACGAUAGGACGGAAGGUAGUAAAUCUGUCCCAAAUUCUCCCAAGAAGUCACCUCCAGGAAGUCGCCCCCAAUCUCCUACUUCAUUAUUUUCGGACAGAUCUUCACCUGAAAUCACACUGGCGUCAACUAUACAACCCAGAACACGAACAACUUCAGUCUCUGUUGCCAAGGCGAAACCUAGAAGUACACGCAAAGUCACAGAUCCGCAAGCAAAAAUCGCCUCUAUGCCCGAGUCUGCUCUUGUUACAAGCAGUGGCAUAACAACAAAACAACGGAUUGCACAGGGUGCCUUAAAUCCUAAAGCACCAAAAGAUCUGGCGCCAUCUCAGUCCACACCCAAACCCCUCAGUCGAGUCCCACAUCUUCUCAAUUUCAAAAAAAUCUCUUCGUCAACAGACUCUGCAACAGUAACAGGUGUACACUCGCCAUCAUUGGAAUCCCCAUCUCUGCAUUCUCCUGCGCAUUCGCCUCAUUCGCCUCAUAUGCUUUCAGGCUCUUUUUCGAGCGUAGCAAAACAGAGUAACGUUUCUAAUUCCAUCGUCGCAAAUCAGCAGGUCGUUCUACCGCAAAGUCGUUCUUUCAGUACCAAUAGCAUCAUGUCUCCUGUCACUAUACCUUCUCCAACUGCACCUAUGUUGGAAGCUGAAAAUUUUCUUCAAAGUAUAAUGCCGUCUAGCUUGGCCGCUCCGCUACGACCUGCGUCAGAGGCCCCGUCAGGACCGAUGCCACCGAAAGCAGUAGUCCCCAAGUCUAGUUUACCUCUGCCGGGGAGGCCACCUAAGUUAUGGUCAUGGUCGGGACCUCUAUAUCUUACUGCCACCUCUUCAUCUAUUUGUGAAGUGAAGCUACAGCAACAGUCACCAACGCAAAGCAAGGCGCUCGGAUUUUCUGUUGCCUUUCAACACAUUGAAGAAAUUCAAGUUUCUUGCUUUUAUGACAUUGCCAACUUUCGCUCAAAUCUAGGUGUUUUCCGUAAUGCCCCUUCGCAGGCUUUGGUCACCUGGCAUGAAGAAAAAGACAAGGGUAAAUUUGGUAUAUUCGCUGACUAUGUGGAAAAGGCUAAAAAGGUUUUUUUAUUGAAUAUCACCCUCGAUAACAAUUGUGUCGGCCAAAUUUUGUUUAUGGCAUACGCUCAUGGCCCCUUUUUGUUUGGCAUGAACCUGCACCCUCAUUACAAACAAGCCAAAUCCCUUGUUGCUGUUGCCUUACCUUAUGCUCUUUCCCUCGACCAGUUGCAACUGGCAACCAAGCUUCCUCCCAGUUUGAUUUCUGCAGGCCAUAGUAUUGACCAAACGAUAUUUUCACAGAAGAAAUCAGUCUUUGCUUUUGAGCAUGGAAUGCGGCUAUUAGGUUUCUCAAGUCAACUAUAUUCAUAUAUUAAGGAACCAUCAGAUCGACGAUACUGUAUUUGGUCGGAAAGACCAUCGGGAAGGUCAUCCGCUCUUGAGACUUACUUUUUGACAAUGAUUUUGGAAAAGACUCGCGCGCCUCGUGUUCAUAAACAGGCAGAAGCCAGACUCGUUUUCGUUCAUGCCGAAGCGCUUUCUAGCCUACACAAGUUUCCCGCAUUCGCCGAACGACGCGCACAGCACAACUACGUUCAGUUCUACCUUUAUGGAUCAAAUUCUGAACUUGGGCCCUAUAUACCCCCCGUCCAAGAGAUUUACCCUUGUGGAGGCAUUGUUACAUUCACUCCUUUUGCUAUGAGAAAUGAUCCUCUUGGUGUUCUUCAAUUGAUCAGGAAAAUCGACCACCACCCACUUUGGUCAGCCUAUAUAGUACCCUCUGCUCUGGGACUUCUUGCAAAGUUAGAAUGUGGCCAAAAUGACCCGCUAUCGGAACUCGGCAAGAAACCACUUAUGUUGGAUAUCAUUUUGGAGACAAUUGAAGAAGGCCAGCUUUCGCUUUUGGAAGCUCUCCCAGAGAAACCCACUGUAACAAAGAUUGUGGUGCAAAAUAAAGAAACAAGGAAAGAAGAAGUCCGAUACUUGCACGACAGAGAGCAGUGGGCAAAAAAAUAUGUUUCGUUUGCUCCUCCUCGACAAUUGGCCGCGUUGGAAGCGGGUGUCAGAGCAUUUUUACAGCACAAAAAUUUAUCGGCCAAAUCGGAAGGAAACGCCUUCAUGACUGUCAUGGACGAAAUUACUAUAACUGACAUGGCGCACAUGCAACGAAAUCCUGCUUUUAUGUCCAGUCAUCGUAGGUUUGUUGUUAUUGACAGCGAUAAACGGACACCACCGCCACAAGAUCCAUAUGUUCAAGGGUUGGAAUGGAUACCUUUAAACAAGUUCAGUUUCAAAGACGACUACUAUCCAAACCAAUCUUCAUAG